This is a messenger RNA of Physella acuta, 1254 nucleotides long. Its product is annotated as general transcription factor II-I repeat domain-containing protein 2A-like. NCBI's taxonomy places the organism in Eukaryota, Metazoa, Mollusca, Gastropoda, Physidae. The record is from RefSeq and is a predicted model, not a curated record.
AUGCUCAACCACUGGACGCAAUCUUCAAGUAAUGUCAAGCUGGCUAGCUUCGCGAUAUCAUUACAAAUUGCAAAAAGAGGGAAACCAUUCACAGAUGGCGAGUACAUCAAAGAUUGUUUCAUAGUUGGAGCUGAAGAACUGUUUCGUGAUUUCAAAAACAAAACCGAAAUCAUGAAGAAAAUCAAAGAUUUGCCUUUGUCUGCUAAAACAGUACAAGAUAGAACUUCUAAAAUGUCUUCAAAUAUAACACACAUGCAAGUGGAAGACAUUCAGUCGGCUUCUGCUAUAUCACUUGCUAUGGAUGAGUCUUGCGACAUAAGAGACACGGCACAAGUUACCCUAUUCGCCAGGUAUAUUUUGUCCCAAGGUCCUAAAGAAGAACUGCUAGGUUUACUGCCGCUCUCAGGGCAAACUCGUGGAGAAAACAUAGCAGAUGCUGUGCAAAACUGCCUGGAAGACUAUGAAAUCGAUAUAAACAAAAUAGUUUCCAUAGCAACUGAUGGAGCCAGAAGUAUGACAGGAAUACAUAAAGGUGUUACAACAAUUCUUCGUCAGAAAAUAAACCACGAAAUUUUAACGUUUCACUGUAUAAUUCAUCAAGAGGCGCUUUGUGCCCAAACAUUUCCGACAGAAAUGGUUGAGGUCAUGGACUUGGUUAUUAAGAUCAGUAACAGCAUUUUGGCUAAAGCUCUCUACCAUCGCAAGUUUAAGGAGUUUCUUGAAGAAUUAGAAAGCCAGUAUUCUGACCUACUUAUGUACAAUAAAGUGCGUUGGCUUUCCAGGGGUAACGUAUUGAAACGUUUUGCUUCUUGUUUGAGUGAAAUAGAAACAUUCUUGAAUGAAAAAGGCAUUGUCCAUCCAGAAUUAAAAGAAGACAAAUGGCUGCAAAAAUUUUACUUCAUGCAAUAUCGUGAUGAAAAUAAUGCAACUAUUGACACCAAAUACUUCAGCGUUACCAUAAGCAAAAUGAAGGAUGGAUUCGCUGAAAGAUUUGAGCAAUUCAAAACGAGCGCAAGUACACUAGCUUUCAUUGUAUAUCCUCUCAACACAAAUACAAAUGAGAUCAACAUUGAACCAUUUAAAAUUGAUGCUGGUUUGCUUCAAAUGCAACUCCUAGAUUUGAAAACCAAACAUUUGUGGAGUGAUAAGUUUACAGAACUCGAGAGCAAGUUGGAAGAGUUGGAGGUCCAGAAAAGCAUGUUAAGCUGCACAAGUGGGCGUCUCUUAAAGAAAUGCCGCGAGUUGAGACACUAA